Molecule: messenger RNA, 2535 nt
Organism: Pistacia vera
Lineage: Eukaryota; Viridiplantae; Streptophyta; Magnoliopsida; Sapindales; Anacardiaceae
Product: protein LNK1
Exons: 9
Coding region: 545-2356 (603 amino acids)
Biological process (GO): regulation of DNA-templated transcription; circadian rhythm
Source: RefSeq, a predicted model, not a curated record
CUGUUUUGGUUUCCAAUUCAGAAACAUAGUUGGGAGAUAUAUUUUUGUCGCAUAAACAUGAAGUUGGAUCAGGCAAUAUCAUGCGUCUUUAGUGGUGGGUAAAGACCUCAGAGGGAUGUCUGACUUGUGCAUUUAUGAGUUUUUGUAUAGGAAGAAUGAACUCAUGGAAAGAGGUGGAAGGCAGUCCUUAAAGUAAAAAGCUUUAAAUUAAUACACUAUAUAAAGCAACUCUUGCAACUAUAUAUUCAGUUUGCAGGGAUGCUAUCUAUUAAGGGGCUGGUUUACCUCUUCAAUUACUUUGUCAAGUUGAUUUUGAUAAUAAAGACAUUUUCUGAAUUUUAAUAUUGAAGAUAAUCUGUGGGAUGAAUUUGGUGCAAGUGAUGAUCAUAUAGUGCCUCAUCCCAGUAACGAAUAUCUGGACCAGUAUGCAACUCAGGGUGAUGGCCGAAAGAAAUCACGAUAUGAAGUGACUGGUUUUACAAGCAUUGCUGAUAACUUAACUAUAUACGGUAUUCAGGGAAAGGAGGAAAACGACUUACUGUUUAUGUCCAAGAAGGAUAAGAUGUUGGAAAAGGGUUCAUGGUCUGACACACAGGAUGGUGUAUUUCCUGCUUCGCGUGAUAGUGACACAGCCAAAGAAGUGACAAGUGAAGCAUCUGAUGGUGCUAGGAUGUCAAGUCAAGGAUCAAAAAGUGGCACUGUAUCUAAGCUGGGUGAGUUCAGUGAAGAGAAUCAUAUCUUGGGUGACAGAUGUGUAUCAGAGGAUGAUAAUGUAUACUGUUAUCCACUCAAUCACAUUUCCCAAGCGGAUAAUGAUCUCAGCUUUCUUGAUAGUGAUCGUGAAGACAAAGAAAGCAGUGAUCUCUUGUAUUAUGGCUGGUCUGAUAUAGGAAAUUUUGAAGACGUGGACAGGAUGUUUAGAAGUUGUGAUUCAACGUUUGGGUUGGGCAGUCUUAGUAAUGAACAGGAUUUGUGUUGGUUUUCACCUACAAAUGCUGCUGAAGGAUCUGAAGAUAUAUUGAAGUCGGGCUCAGAAUUCAAUGGCUUUCCAGAACAUCAAGAAGCUUCAGGGGAAAAUGGUGCAGGUGCUUCAACUGAUGAUUCCAACAAGAAAAUUUUGGGUGCUGGAGAAAAAAUAAAUUUCAAAUCUCUGGAUACUGAUGAUUCUGGUCUUAAUCACUUGUCAUUCGUGAAUGGAUUAGAUACACAAUCAGAAAGUGCAGAUGACUUGAUGGUUAAUGAGAAGGUCAAUUUGCAAAAAAGGCAGCUGAAGCAGCAGAACAAAUCAGAUGGAAAACGAAAAGAUCGACAUGUGGAAAAUGGCUCAUUUCAGCAUUAUGAUGAACUAAAGCAAUUUACUGACCUGAAGCAUCUAUUUGGAGAUUCUUCCCUUCAAGUCUUCUCUCCAUCUGGUCUUCAGCCACAUAAACAAAACACAAAACAAAAUUCGUUGAAUUAUAUGGAGACACACAUUCCUUACAUGCGCAUAGACUACAGUCAUCCUUCUGAUCAAAUUUCUGUCUGUCCAACUCCAUCCGGUACCAAAUUUGAAAACAAUACUCACAUUUCUCCUUCUCAGAAGGAGUCUUCAUAUGCAUCAAAUCAGGUGCAGUCCAUGGAGAGCUCUCAUGGCCUUCCAUUUGAGGCUCCUUCUGUGACAACAAAUGAGAAGAGAGAAAAGCUGUUUCACUGCCAGGAUUUACAAGCGCCAUUCAGUGGGAAUUUCAAACAUGCAAAUGUUGCUGGUCCAGUGGAAUUUUGUAGUUCUCUCUCAGUUCAGAAGCAAGUCCAUCAGUCAGAACUUGGGAUGGAAGGUAAUAGUGAAGUUGACGGAGUUAGCAUUAAAGUUCCUGCAGAAUUUGACUCUUCAAAUGGACAAGAGAGCUCUUGCAUGAGCUCCGUGCUGGAUGAAAUCUCUUUGGAAGCAACCAGUUUUCGUCAGCUUCAGCAAGUUAUGGAAAAGUUGGAUAUUAGAACAAAACUUUGCAUAAGGGACAGUCUAUAUCGCUUGGCUAGGAGUGCAGAGCAAAGGCAUAACUGUGCUAAUUCGAGUGCUGGCAUCAUAGUUGACAGAGAUGCAACUGGAGCACUGAUGGCUGAAGAAACAAAUAAAUGCACAGGAUUUAUAGAUAUGGAAACUGAUACUAAUCCUAUAGACCGAUCCAUAGCACAUCUGCUGUUUCACAGGCCCUCAGACCCAACAGUAAUGCAUGCCAAGGAUGCGUUUUCAUUUAAGUCUCAAGCGAUCGUUAAUGGAUCUAUCACCAGUCCUCCGGUGAAGGGUGAGAAACAGGUUUGCUUGGAAGACACCACCAAUGAUGCAGAUAAACAUUUUCUGACAAGUGAUAACAAGUAACAAGGAGUUGUUACUUGAGCACAAUUGUUGUAAAAUAUAAUCUAUUUUUGAAACACUACAAUGAUCAUGUAUAACAACAUAUCACAAGGCUCAACAUAGGUGCCAGGUUUGAUUUAUCUUUCAAGCUCACUUCUUAGGUUUGUUUUGUAUUCAUGUCAAUGCAUAAUAGUAACGUUUGC